CAAAAACAAAGAAUUUGAAAAAAAAAUAUGAAAUUCGGUUUAAAGCUAUUUACGCAACAUUUUUAUUUGCAACGUAUUUUUUGUCUUCAAAUUUUGCAAACCUUAAAUGAAAACUAGAAACGUGUACUUGUGGAUGUUUGUAUUUUCGGUAGUAUCUUUUAUUAACUGUAUUUCAAGUAAUGGUAUUAUUGAAGGCCUUAUAAAUAGUUUUUCGAGCAUAGCAGAGGACGAUGAGUGUGAUCAACCGGAUUUGUGUGAUGAAAUGCAAAUAAUGUUACAUCUAGCUUGCAUUCGUAUAACAAGUCCUGAACGGAUAUUACUUUUACUCACCUGGGACUCGUUGCCUGCUGCUUGUGAUAAAACUGCAUCUGUUUUAGGGCACAUAAAUGACACUUUAACAGAUUGUACACCUCUGCAAACAAAUAAUUUAUAUAUGAGGUUAUAUAAAGCAUUGGUAUUCUUCCAAGGACAAAUGUGUACCAUGGCGGAAACAAAGUCGAAACAUAUGGAAAAAUAUCGCAGUUGCAUAUCAGAACUUCGUGAUGAUCUCAUCGAUUGCGAAGGUCCUGCCGAUUGGUUUGAGAAACGUAGUAAAACAUAUGUGUGCAGGCAAUUUACCGAAAUAAUUAACUGUGAUUAUAUAAGAGCCGCGUUGUUAUGUGGUCUUAAGCCUGCACGAAUGCUACGAAGUUUUGCGGCCGAGGUUAUAAAUAAAGCGUUAGUGUCAAAGUGCUUGGUUUCGUCCACAUUGCCUCAUGUACAUAAUCCAAUGUCGGAUGUUGGCAGUAGAGUUCCUAAUAAUGUUAUCGUUUGUAUUUAUAUAUUUCUACUAGCUUGUAUGUUACAAUAUUUUAUGUAAUAAAGCAAAUAUUAUUACAGUU
Messenger RNA from Ceratitis capitata (Mediterranean fruit fly), 881 nucleotides. RefSeq lists its product as uncharacterized. The record is from RefSeq and is a predicted model, not a curated record. Bases 107 to 859 code for a protein of 250 amino acids. NCBI's taxonomy places the organism in Eukaryota, Metazoa, Arthropoda, Insecta, Diptera, Tephritidae. The transcript has 5 exons.